This is a messenger RNA of Arvicanthis niloticus (Nile rat), 897 nucleotides long. RefSeq lists its product as uncharacterized. Gene Ontology annotation, cellular component: extracellular region. Gene Ontology annotation, molecular function: CCR6 chemokine receptor binding. Gene Ontology annotation, biological process: defense response to Gram-negative bacterium; defense response to Gram-positive bacterium; innate immune response in mucosa. The record is from RefSeq and is a predicted model, not a curated record. NCBI's taxonomy places the organism in Eukaryota, Metazoa, Chordata, Mammalia, Rodentia, Muridae.
ACAAGCUCAUUCAAGCCUCAUCUGUCAGCUCAGCUACCUGGGACUCUCACAUCCUCUCUGAACUCUGGACCCUGACUGCCACGGCCAUGAAAACUCAUUACUUUCUCCUGGUGAUGUUAUUUUUUCUCUUCUCCCAGAUGGAGCCAGGUGCUGGCCUUCUCACAAGUCUUGGACGCAGAACAGAUCAAUACCGAUGCCUCCAACAUGGAGGAUUCUGUCUCCGCUCCAGCUGCCCAUCUAAUACUAAACUACAAGGAACCUGUAAACCAGAGAAGCCCAACUGCUGUAAGAGCUGAUAGAGGUUUAAAGAAUGGACAUAAAGGACGAGAGAGGGAUUGUAAAAUUAAUGUCUUAAUAAAUGAAAUGUUUUUGAAGUUUAUUUACAUCAUAUCAAAAUAAAUUUUAUGUCUCAGUUUAGAAGAGCAAUUUUUCUAAAGUAUUAGGCUUAGAACAAGAGGUGGUAAAAAUCCAGAACAUCUGCCUGGCCCUAAAUAAUGGUGGUCACAAUUUGAGUGAUAUCACUUCUAUGUAAUUUUAUCACCAUGCAAGAUGCACCCAGCACAGGAAGAUCACACAGAAUUGAACACAGAAGACAGUCCUCAGGCCUCCUGGGAUAUAAAAGAGGAUGACUCUUCCAUGGUUUCAGCAGUCAGUUCUAUGAUACCCCAUCUGCAACCUUAGCUUGAGAAACUCCUUUAUAACUAUAAGUUGUCCAACCAAAGCUUCAUGGGUAAUGUCUGGAUAUCCUGGUAAGUGCUUUAAAAAAAGAUUCAGCUACAACUUUCAAACCUAAUUGUGUAUCAUAAAUCUGUGUUAGGACUGGGACAUCCGUGUUUCAGAUCUUUCUCAUGGUUAUGUCUACAGACAUGCACAGAUGGACUAAAGCUAUCAUGACAU